UACACUGUUAAAAAGGAUUUGGGCUUUUAGCCAGAGGGACUAUUUUUAACAAGCUGAGAGAACUUAUUGCCUAUUACAACAAAGUAAGAAGAGUAACCACAACUACAACUUGAAAAAAGCGCGAAAGCUCAUAAAAAACUUAUAAGAAUCCAUUCAGUUCACUUCAGAAAAUAGGUCAAGGUGGGCAUUUCAACCAACACGCAUGCGCCUGCAGUGACGUCACGCGCAGCAUUGAACUCUCAAAAUCUGAGCUGACCGCCAUCUUUUUUCCUCGGAGCCGAGCCGUCCAAGGUUACAACACUUCAGUGUAGGCUGUGCUGUUUGUGGCAACUGCCCCUCAAUGAGGUGGUCCUGCAAGUGUUGCAAUUUCUCCUCGCCGAACCAACGCACACUAAUUGUCCAUUAUAAGCUGAAGCACUGUCAUCAGGCAAGAAACUGUCCUCUUCCCUGUGUCUAUGCAGACUGUGUGUGCUCCUUCAGGACAGAAUCAUCUCUGAAAAAACAUUUAACAAGAGACCAUAGUCAAGCCCGUUCAAAGCAGGUGACUGCAAGGUUAAAUUGUGAACUGUGCAAUUUUUCAGAGACUUGUAGUGAUUCACAGUAUUUUGCACAUUUGAAAAUACACAUACACAAUAAGGAAACUGUUAAAUGUCCGUAUAAAGAAUGUAGGUUUCAGUCAAGUGUGUACAGUACUUUUCGUGCACAUAAGAGUAAGAAACAUCACCUCUGUACUGUUGACAAUUUUCGAGAAAACCUGUAUCAAACCUUCAUUCAGGGCACUUUAAACUCUGAAAGUACAAACUUUGAGACACACUCAGACGAUCUAGACUUAACAGAUUAUUUCAUAGAGGAUCUAGACCUGCAUGAUUUACUUCAACACAAAGUUGCAUCUCUCUUACUGCGUAUGCAAACACAUUUGCAUGUGUCUAAAACAACAACUCAGGAAAUAAUAGAUGAGCUUUGUAGUAUUAGCUCAGUUGUAGAAGAGUACACACCAAAAAUAAUUGAAAGUGUACUGAUCAACCAUAAUUGUGCAGUGAACAGUGCAGUCACUGCUGCUAUAACAGAGAUAGUUAAAAAAGUUAACCCCCUAAGUUUCCUGUCAAAAGACGGGCCUUUUGGUUCUGAAUACAAAAGAGAAACUUUUUACAAGAAAAAUUUUAAAGUGAUUGAGCCGAUUGAAUAUGUUUUAGAUACAUCUUCAAGACGGAAAUUUGUUUAUAUUCCGGUUUUGAAAGUCCUGACAGAGCUGUUAAAUCGCAGUGAUGUGAUAGAUAAAGUCUUGGAGACAGGACAUAUUGAAAGAGUUGAACACUUGUCUCAGUACAAAACAUACAGAGACGGUCUAUAUUACAAAGACAAUAUUUUGCUAUCGUCAAAAGAUCUUAGCAUUGCCCUAGGACUGUACAUAGACGACUUUGAAGUGUGCAACCCACUAGGAACAUCAAAAAAAAAACACAAGAUCUGUGCAGUUUAUUGGGUCAUUUCAAAUUUACCUAUACGAUAUAGAUCAUCUGUACAGUCAAUCUACCUUGCAUGUCUGUGUCAUAGCAAUGAUGUGAAGAAAUAUGGGUAUGGAGCCAUUCUUGAACCACUGAUAAAAGACCUUGAAGUACUUGAGCAGCAAGGAUUGUAUGUUCAGAAAUUGGGAACAACUGUUAGAGGUACUGUGCUGUAUGUGUCUGCAGACAACUUGGGGGCCCAUUCACUUGCUGGGUUUCAUGAGAAUUUUAAUGUCGACAAAUUUUGCCGGUUUUGUUUAGCUAGUCGGCAAGAUAUUGACAUUCACGAGGUAAAGGAGAGAGUAUUUCCACUCCGGACAGUUGAAUCUCACAAACAGGACCUUCUGGAAUUAAAAAGACAUCAGUUUGUUUCUGUGAAUGGAGUAAAGAGUGACUGUGUUCUCGAUAGACUUUCUCAUUUCCACACAGUCCAGGGCUUCCCCCCAGAUUUUAUGCACGACCUUUUUGAAGGAAUAGUGCCACGGGAAUUAAGUCUAUGCAUAAAGUCUCUGAUAUCCAAACGCUACUUUACAAUAGAUGAGCUGAAUUCCAUAAUUGAAUCCUUCCCUUUCAAGUUUACAGAUAAAACCAACAGACCUAAUCCAAUUUCAAAGUCUUUUGCAUCAAAAAAUCUAUUGGUGGGAAUUGCCACGAAAACUGGACACUAUUGA
This is a messenger RNA of Etheostoma spectabile (orangethroat darter), 2173 nucleotides long. RefSeq lists its product as uncharacterized. NCBI's taxonomy places the organism in Eukaryota, Metazoa, Chordata, Actinopteri, Perciformes, Percidae. The record is from RefSeq and is a predicted model, not a curated record.